AUGCGCAGAUGCGUCGGGCGGACGCUGCGGCGCUGCGGCACCGACACCACCCUGGAGGACCCCUCGCAGUCGGAUGACGUCACCGAUCGGGUGACCGAGGACCUCACCGAUGGCGUCGGCAGCGGCUCAGUGUCGGAGCAGGCGUGGGACCCCUACCAGGCGAGUUCUGUCAGCGACUCAGUGUCGGAGCAGGCGUGGGACCCCUACCAGGCGAGUUCUGCCAGCGGCUCAGUGUCGGAGCAGGCGUGGGACCCCUACCAGGCGAGUUCUGCCAGCGACUCAGUGUCGGAGCAGGCGUGGGACCCCUACCAGGCGAGUUCUGCCAGCGGCUCAGUGUCGGAGCAGGCGUGGGACCCCUACCAGGCGAGUUCUGUCAGCGACUCAGUGUCGGAGCAGGCGUGGGACCCCUACCAGGCGAGUUCUGCCAGCGGCUCAGUGUCGGAGCAGGCGUGGGACCCCUACCAGGCGAGUUCUGACAGCGGCUCAGUGUCGGAGCAGGCGUGGGACCCCUACCAGGCGAGUUCUGUCAGCGACUCAGUGUCGGAGCAGGCGUGGGACCCCUACCAGGCGAGUUCUGCCAGCGGCUCAGUGUCGGAGCAGGCGUGGGACCCCUACCAGGCGAGUUCUGUCAGCGACUCAGUGUCGGAGCAGGCGUGGGACCCCUACCAGGCGAGUUCUGUCAGCGGCUCAGUGUCGGAGCAGGCGUGGGACCCCUACCAGGCGAGUUCUGCCAGCGACUCAGUGUCGGAGCAGGCGUGGGACCCCUACCAGGCGAGUUCUGCCAGCGGCUCAGUGUCGGAGCAGGCGUGGGACCCCUACCAGGCGAGUUCUGUCAGCGACUCAGUGUCGGAGCAGGCGUGGGACCCCUACCAGGCGAGUUCUGCCAGCGGCUCAGUGUCGGAGCAGGCGUGGGACCCCUACCAGGCGAGUUCUGCCAGCGGCUCAGUGUCGGAGCAGGCGUGGGACCCCUACCAGGCGAGUUCUGCCAGCGGCUCAGUGUCGGAGCAGGCGUGGGACCCCUACCAGGCGAGUUCUGUCAGCGACUCAGUGUCGGAGCAGGCGUGGGACCCCUACCAGGCGAGUUCUGUCAGCGACUCAGUGUCGGAGCAGGCGUGGGACCCCUACCAGGCGAGUUCUGACAGCGGCUCAGUGUCGGAGCAGGCGUGGGACCCCUACCAGGCGAGUUCUGCCAGCGGCUCAGUGUCGGAGCAGGCGUGGGACCCCUACCAGGCGAGUUCUGUCAGCGACUCUGGGUCGGAGCAGGCGUGGGACCCCUACCAGGCGAGUUCUGACAGCGGCUCAGUGUCGGAGCAGGCGUGGGACCCCUACCAGGCGAGUUCUGUCAGCGACUCAGUGUCGGAGCAGGCGUGGGACCCCUACCAGGCGAGUUCUGCCAGCGGCUCAGUGUCGGAGCAGGCGUGGGACCCCUACCAGGCGAGUUCUGUCAGCGACUCAGUGUCGGAGCAGGCGUGGGACCCCUACCAGGCGAGUUCUGUCAGCGGCUCAGUGUCGGAGCAGGCGUGGGACACCUACCAGGCGAGUUCUGACAGCGCGAGCGACUCAGUGUCGGAGCAGGCGUGGGACCCCUACCAGGCGAGUUCUGCCAGCGGCUCAGUGUCGGAGCAGGCGUGGGACCCCUACCAGGCGAGUUCUGACAGCGGCUCAGUGUCGGAGCAGGCGUGGGACCCCUACCAGGAGUACAAAGUGGUAUCUGAGCUGGGCUCCGAGCCUGCCGUCGACCCAGAGACGCUGCGCCGCUUCCUCGACACGGACGACUACCGCAACUUCAUCGACUCGCUGUCCGACUGCACCUCCUCCCAAGUCAGCGGCGCGCCGCCGCGACGGCCGCCGCCGCGACGGCAGCGCAGGAAGCUGCGGGCGGCCUGCAGUGACUCUGUGGACAGCGACACGGACGGAGGAGACGAGGUGGCCGCCGCGCUGGUCGAGUCGCGGCGCCGCCUCCAGCUGGCCCGGGCCGAGCUGAGCCGCCGCGCCCACCAGCCGGACCCCAUCUGUACAGGGUCCGAGCCGGACCCGUCGUCCGGCGAAGGUGUUUAG
Messenger RNA from Amphibalanus amphitrite, 2058 nucleotides. RefSeq names its product cell wall protein AWA1-like. The record is from RefSeq and is a predicted model, not a curated record. Lineage: Eukaryota; Metazoa; Arthropoda; Thecostraca; Balanomorpha; Balanidae. The transcript has 5 exons. Bases 1 to 2058 code for a protein of 685 amino acids.